Theobroma umbraticum is the source of this 562-nucleotide messenger RNA. RefSeq names its product homolog of anti-oxidant 1 (gene ATX1). Gene Ontology annotation, molecular function: metal ion binding. The record is from RefSeq and is a predicted model, not a curated record. NCBI's taxonomy places the organism in Eukaryota, Viridiplantae, Streptophyta, Magnoliopsida, Malvales, Malvaceae.
AGAUGGUCCAGGGCACCACCGCCCACGAGUGAGUCUUCUUCUAUAAAUUCGACCCUUGAGACCCUGACUGCUUCACACCCGACGCCCACCAAAUCUUCUCAUUCAUCUACCUCUGCUUUAAUUCCCAAACGCUAAAGCCAUGUCUCAGACUGUUGUUCUCAAGGUUGGUAUGUCAUGCGAGGGCUGCGUUGGAGCCGUGAAGAGAGUCCUGGGAAAAAUGGAAGGUGUGGAAUCAUAUGAAGUAGAUUUGAAGGAGCAGAAAGUGACUGUGAAGGGCAAUGUCCAGCCCGAUGCAGUUCUGCAGAAUGUUUCAAAGACUGGAAAGAAGACUACCUUCUGGGAAACAGAAGCUCCAGCAGAACCCGAGGCAAAGCCUGCGGCAGCUGUUGCCACAGCUUAAUUUCUCCCAGUUUGCUUAAUCUAUUCAUGUGCUAUAGCUUGUUAAACUCACUACAAUACCAUAUGGAUUGUAGGAUAUAUACUUCCCUGCAAUAAGCUCUUGGUUGCUUGUCAUUGAACUUUCUGUGCUAGUACUGUAAUGGAAGAUGAUUUUCUUGUGACA